AUGCGCCACGUCGUGGGCGCGGAUGAUCCCCGUGCGACGUACGACCACUCCUCAGGCACGACCGCUCUUCAGGUACAACCGCCCGCUCUUCAGGUGCGACCUCCCCUCAGGUACGACCGCUCUUCAGGUGCGAUCUCCCCUCAGGUACGACCGCUCUUCAGCGCGUAUCCGCAGGCGCGGUUUUUUGCGGCGGCGGCCCCCGUGACGACGGCGGUGCAGCUCUUGCUGCUGGGGCUGGGCGUCACGCGCAGCGACGGGAUCGUAAAGUCCAUGAGCCGCAGCGGCAGCAAGAGUGAAUUGUUAAGUGGGCCUUUGUGUUACGCGGUUACCAUAAUGCUCAUGACUGUGAUGUACUGGAGAACGUCUCCUGUGGGAAUGCUUGCUCUUGUCAUCAUGUGUGGUGGAGAUGGUGUGGCGGACAUUGUGGGGCGGCGGUGUGGUUCCUGGAAGCUUCCAUGGAAUGAGCAGAAAAGCUGGGCUGGCAGUGCUGCCAUGCUGCUGUGCGGAUUUGCUCUCUCAUUAAUCUAUUUAUGGUUCUUCUGUUUCCUAGGCUUCUUCUCCUGCCCUAUUCCCUCCCACCCUCUCCUCCGGGUCUUCCUAAUAAACUUGGGAGCUACAGUAGUUGAAUCGUUGCCUGUUAACUGGUACAUCGAUGACAACAUAUCUGUUCCUGUCACGGCUGUGCUUUUAAGCAAGCUGCUACUAACGAAUGCAUAG
Messenger RNA from Closterium sp. Naga37s-1, 717 nucleotides. The record is from the annotation of a GenBank genome assembly. NCBI's taxonomy places the organism in Eukaryota, Viridiplantae, Streptophyta, Zygnematophyceae, Desmidiales, Closteriaceae.